Messenger RNA from Protopterus annectens (West African lungfish), 2546 nucleotides. Its product is annotated as zinc finger protein 260-like. NCBI's taxonomy places the organism in Eukaryota, Metazoa, Chordata, Ceratodontiformes, Protopteridae. The transcript has 2 exons. Bases 1 to 2220 code for a protein of 739 amino acids. The record is from RefSeq and is a predicted model, not a curated record.
AUGGUCAAGCACUUUCUGCGUAGCAUUAAAUUGGCUUCACAUACGAUAAUUGCAGAAAAGGUCAUCAGGAGUGGAAAUUUCCCUGAGAUCCAGUGCCUGCAAUCAACCCAUGGAAAACACCAAGAUUCUGAAUGUGACCAAAUCCUUCCAGAUCAGAUUUCAGUCACAAGAGAAGACGCAGUGCAGUUUGAAACCAGAACUGAUAAAACUAAGGAAAGUAAUGAGAGGUUUAUCAAAAAAACUGAACAAGAAAUUCAUCUGCAAACUAAAGCAGGGGAAACACCAUACAGCUGGCUUAAUCACAGCAACAAUGUAACAUUUUGUAGUAACAACGUAACUGAUCGAGUUAGUCACAGAUGGAAAAAGCAGAAGACCUUGGUACCAAAUGAGCAAGCGCUCAGUGGAAAGAAAUUGCGUAAAUGUGCCACAAAUGACAAGGGUUUUACAGACCAACAAAAUGGAAGAGUAACCAAGAUUAUUCCUACUGGGCAUCAGUCCUUUAAAUGCACCAUGUAUGACAAAAAAUUUACAGAGAAGUCUAACAUGAAAAAACAUCAGUUUCUGCACAGAGAGAAAAAACUAUAUAAAUAUGCCAUAUAUCACAAGAACUCAAUCCCUAAACAUUUGUUAGUGCUUCUGACUAUCAGCAAUAGACAGAAACCAUACAAACGUGCCACACAUGGCAAGAGUUUUACAGAAAAGGCUAGCAUGGGAAAACAUCACAAUAUUCAGAGUGUGAUCUCUCAAGAUAUUAAAAAACCUAAACACCGUGAAGAAAUUAAACAAAGGCAGAAACCCAAUAAAUGUACUACACGUGAUAAAAGAUUUGCAUAUAAAGUCACUCUGUUAAAUCACCAGGGCAUUCACAGAGGGCAGAAGCCAUAUAAAUGUAGUAUGUGUGACAAGAGUUUUAGUGACAAAAGCAAUGUGAGACGUCACCAGAGUAUUCACCUGGAGCAGAAACCAUAUCCGUGCACAAUCUGUGGCAAGAGCUUUGUGCAGAAGAGUCAUUUGGUGACUCACCAGAUGAUCCACAGUGGGAAGAAACCAUACAAAUGUCCACAGUGUGAUGAGAGUUUUCGCUACAAAAGGACGAUGGUGCGUCACCAGAGCACCCACACUGGUGAAAAACCCUAUAAAUGCACCAUGUGUGACAAGAGUUUUAGUGAUAAGAUCACCAUGUUGCGUCAUCAGAACAUCCACACUGGUGAGAAAUCCUAUAAAUGCAGUAUGUGUGACAAGAGCUUUAUGUACAAAGCAUCAUUGUUAAGUCACCAGAGCAUCCACACUGGGCAAAAACCAUUUAAAUGUGCCACAUGUGAUAAGAGUUUUACAGCUAAGAGAUGGCUGAUAAUCCAUCAGAAUGUACAUAUUGGAAAGAAGCCCUACAAAUGCACCAUGUGUGACAAACGUUUUAGUGACAAAAGCUCCAUGACACGUCAUCAGAGUAUUCACACGGGGCAGAAACCAUAUUUGUGCAGAAUCUGUGGCAAGAGCUUUGUGCAGAAGAGUCACUUGGUGACUCACCAGAGUAUCCACAGUGGGAAGAAACCAUACAGAUGCCCAGAAUGUGAUGAGAGUUUUCGCUACAAAAGGACUAUGAUAAGUCAUCAGAGCACCCACACUGGUGAAAAACCCUAUAAAUGCACCAUGUGUGACAAGAGUUUUAGUGAUAAGAUCACCAUGCUGCGUCAUCAGAACAUCCACACUGGUGAGAAAUCCUAUAAAUGCAGUAUGUGUGACAAGAGCUUUAUAUACAGAGCAUCAUUGUUAAGUCACCAGAGCAUCCACACUGGGCAGAAACCAUAUCAAUGCACCAUGUGUGACAAAAGUUUUGGAUACAGAAGUAGUAUGGCGGCUCACCAGAGGAUCCAUACUGGACAAAAACCCUACAAAUGCCCAGUGUGUGACAUGAGUUUUACAAAGAGGAAUCACAUGAUAACACAUAUGUAUAUCCAUGGUGGGCAAAAGCCCUAUAAGUGCACAGUAUGUGACAAGACUUUUACACAGAGGAAUCACAUGACAAGACACAUGUAUACCCAUGGUGGGCAAAAGCCCUAUAAAUGCACAAUGUGUGACAAGAGUUUUACACAGAAAACUCGAAUGAUAACUCAUCAGUGUAUACAUAAUGAGCAGACACCUUAUAAAUGUGUUACAUGUGAGAAGAGUUUUACAGUUAAGAGAAGUCUGAUAGUGCAUCAAAGACUCCACAGACGAUAGUGUAUAAGCACCAUAUGUGGCAAAGGUUUUAUAAGAAAUAAGUCUGACAGUGCAUCAAAGUAUCUGCCGUGGGGAUCCACUAUAUACUACAGAACAAUAACUUUCCUUCCAAUGACAUAUAAACUAUACACUGGAAUUGAUGCCGACAGAGUUUAUAGUCAUUUAGAAGAAAACUCAAUUAUGGCAGUAGAACAAAAGGGCAAUAAAAGAAAGUUCUAUGCAAAAAAGAAUAAUUUGUUGUUAAAGUGAUAGUGGAGAACUGUAAAAGGAGAAGAAUCUAAGUAUGGCAUGGAUUGACUACAAAAAAGUAUUUGACAGUAUCCCAC